Molecule: messenger RNA, 2408 nt
Organism: Darwinula stevensoni
Lineage: Eukaryota; Metazoa; Arthropoda; Ostracoda; Podocopida; Darwinulidae
Source: the annotation of a GenBank genome assembly
ACUCAUAGGUCCCGACCUCGGAGAAGAUACAAAGAAGAGGAAGAAAAAACUAGUCGACAAGCAAGCCAGUCUCAGGUUUCACAUAAUGUGUCAAGAGAGAGAAACACUGGAGAGACAGAAAGUGAUUCUGCAACUCAUUCAACUCUCAAUAGCUUCAACUCCAUCUCUGCAACAAAGGCACCAGCACAACAGUUUGACUUAGAAGCAGCUGCAUUCCCACCUCUGCCAAGCACCAAUAGUGAAUCACCAAAUGAAAGAGGACCAUCCUCUGAACUACCAUCAAAAGAUGGAGACUCUUUGGCUGAUGUUGUGAAGGGAACUUGUAGGUCACGUUCUGGUCCUUCACAAUUGGAGGGGAAAAAGAUAGCCAAUGGGGAGGUUGUACUUGGAAACACCGAAGAAAGUCCAAUGAAUGGGACUUUCUCUCUUGUAAAACCUUCUACACCUGAAGCCCCUUCACACACCACCAACAAGUGGAGUGAUAAGGUAGUUGGUGAGCCUGAUAAAGAAGAAAGUGAAAUUCCUACUCCAUCACAGAGCAACACUGUCAGCAUUUCUGUUGCCACAGAGAAGCAGAAGCACAUUCCAUCAACCAUAGAUGCUGCCACUAUGACAGUUGGUCUUGCUUCAGAAUCAGUCAUUGACAAACCCAAGCCUGCCAAAAGUGAUGUGGCCACUAACACCAGGGAGGGCAUUUCAAGUCCAAGCAAGUCAACUAAGUCAGCUGGAGCUGGUAGCAAGGAAAAGUAUGCUGGGACUGUUGCAUCUGCAUCAUGCAUAGAUGCAGGAACUGAGAGCAUGAAUGGAGAUGUGAAUAGCACUUCAAUGUCAACUGGAACCCAGACUCAAUCCCAGAUCCGUACUUCAAUUCCCAUCUCUACAAGUACAGCUACAGCCAACUUGUGUAACAUCCCUGGCCCUGGGUCUCCUUCAGUUUCUACCAACCACUCAUCCUCACAAACUACAUCUACAACCAUUACUAGUGCCAAUUGUAGUGGAAAGCUUACUUAUGCUCAGAUGACUCAGCAGUCCCUUGAACGCAUCACUAAGCUCAAUAUAGAACACAAAGAGAAGCUGAUAGAAAUCGAUAAAGAGAAGCAGCGGACUGUCCCUCCUCCCAUUCAAAAGAAAAUAGAAAGAACUUACCCUGUGAGGGAUCAGAGGCCAGAAAAUCGAUUCAAUGGCCCCCUUUCAGGUCGGUUCAAUGGUGGCAGUCGCUAUGAACGUGAUCGUGAUAACCCAAGGAUGAAUGGCCCUGGGCAUGGAUAUGGUAGUUUUGGACCUCGUCGAGUGCCUGAAUUUAGGCGAAUGCAAGGUGAUUGGAAUUCUCUCGAUGAGCGGUACCCACGAACUCCUUUGCCCCGACCCAAAACUCCCGUCAAUGUGCCGACCAUGAAGUAAUUACUGUGCAAAAUCUUAAUGGAGUUACUUCAGUGAAGAUAUGGUUGAGUAAAAACACAGUCUUGGUGAGCUUUCUGACAGUUGCUAACUGCAUUGUGGUGCUGCUGUUGCUGUUGCUGUUACUGUUACUAUGACUAUGACUAUUACUAUUACUAUUGCUGAAAUAGUGGCUGACUUUGGACUGCAUCUCCUCCCUUCUAUCCAGCCCUCUGUGCUUUGCAUUAGGACUUUGUUUUCUUGAAGUUCAUUUUUAGUUAAUUAGUUGCAAUCUUGUUUUUUUUUUUUCUAAAGCAUUGUCUGAAUUGUUUCAAUGAUCCCAUCAAUCCAUUGCUUCUAUUCUAUAAAAGUCAAUGUCACUUGGUUUUUUUUUUUUUUUUUAGUCGUCAGUUUUCAGCAGUUACCAAAUGGUCUGGUUGUGAUGCAUGCUGAUGGAUUCCCAAGUGCCUCUGUCAUACCUCUCAUAUAGGAAAAGUAUCCAAGGACCUUAUUCUUCACCAUUCAUCCCUAGACUCCUGUCGCAAGACAAAGGGGGAUAUUUUUUCUUAUGUUCCAUCAAGUUCCUGAUUGCAGGGAGAAGAAAAUUUGAUAUUUUUUGGGGACUUGCAGAAGCUUGCCAUGUGUCCUAUAUAUAUGAAAAGAAAAAUGUCAUGUGAUGCAGUUUCUCAUCUGUCAACUAUUAAGUGCAAAAGUGAUUCAAGUGUCUGGACUGCAGUGAUAUGCAAAAAGUUUAUUAUCCUUUUCUCUGUGUUUGUGGCUGCUGCUUCUGCUGCUGGGAUUUCCCCCUUCCCCACACCAGAUCCAUGGAAUCAUAUCAAUAUCAUGCAUGCAGAAUGUGGUCGAGUUGAUUCAAGCUUCCUUGUCUACUUCACCAGUGCUUCCACUCUUGGGGUGUGCAUCACCCUUUGUCCCUUUUAUUUUCCUUGCCGAUUUCUUUUCUAAUUCUUUUUUGCUUUUUUCUUCUCUCCCCUCCUCUCUCCCGCCACCUCUCUCUCUCUCUCUCUCUCUCU